AUGGCGAACGGAUUAGCUCCGUCACUCGCCCUCAGCCUAACGGCUGCAACUUCAUCCUCUAGCUUGACAACCGCUUUACCCGCGUCUGCGACUUCCUCCCCGCCUUUUCUUCCUCCGACUCCCUCCACGAUGGCGGGCUGGAUUGGCUGGGUCUUGACCUUUGUCUUCCACGUCGUUCCCCGCAGCCUGUACUGGCUCAUUACCUUCAGCACUCUCACCGUGCCUACAUGGCUCUUCACGCUCUUCUCAAUGAGCCUGACCUUCACCAUGAAUUUCACAACCCUCAUGUUGAUCGUCCUCGCUGUGGUCUCGACCGUCAGCUGGUUCAUUCGCUACCGCUUCUUGAACAUGUACAGCCGUUUACCUCCGGAGCCCCAACGCAAAGAAGCGCAAAUCGAUCUAUUCCCCGAUAUACAAGAAGGCGACGUCAAGUCUGGACUGGCCAACUACCUCGAUGAGUUCCUCAGCGCCAUCAAAGUGUUCGGAUAUCUCGAACGGCCUGUCUUCCAUGAAUUGACGCGGACAAUGCAGACGAGAAAGCUGAUUGCGGGAGAAACACUCAUGCUGGAAGAAGAGAAGGGCUUUUGCCUAGUUGUGGACGGUCUGGUUCAGAUCUUCGUGAAGUCGACGCGGGAGGGAAAGACUGUGUCGGAGGAGGACCUGCACUUGGACGAAGUCACCUCUGACGAGGAGGGUGACCCAUUGCACGGUCGACAGGGCUAUCAGCUGUUGACAGAGGUGAAGAAUGGCGCGUCCAUGUCGUCCCUCUUCUCUAUCCUGUCGCUGUUCACCGAAGACAUCCAACUCCGCACGUCACGUAGCUCUAGCUCCAGCACCUCGAGCGUGGAGCCGAGCAUCGCCCAAGUUGUCGACUCUCUACCCGUCAGUCCUAGCGUUGGGGUUGUUGAUAGCCCUUUGACCGCUGCAAGAGACUUUGGCUCCCCGACGCCUGCCAAUGGCCAACCCGGUUCUCUACCCUUUGUGCCUCCAUUGCACCUCGGAGAAAGCCACACCAUGCCCCAAAGCACUCCGCAGCCAGAAUCUAGACAACGCAAGCGACGUAAGAAGUCGGUUCACCCAGACAUUGUCGCCCGUGCAACGGUAGACACUACUAUUGCUAUCAUUCCUGCCAGUGCUUUCCGCCGUCUGACCCGUGUCUACCCACGCGCGACGGCCCAUAUUGUACAGGUCAUAUUGACGCGCCUUCAAAGAGUGACAUUUGCAACCGCUCACUCUUACCUCGGAUUGACCACGGACGUCCUUGGCAUCGAGAAACAAAUGACCAAGUUCACCAGUUGGGAUCUGCCAAAUGAUCUUCGCGGAGGUGCUCUGGAUCGUCUCAAGGAUAAGUUCAUGCGGGAGCGAGACCGCCUGGGUCCCGAGGAUGUCUGCAAGGGUAUUGCACUCCACAACCCAUCUGCCGGCCGGCGACGCUCAAGCAGCUCUUUCAAGAAAGAUGCUGUUCUCCAAGCUCGUCUGGCUAGCCAGCGACGACCUGUUGCACUUACGCCCUUGCCCCAACGACAACCACCACGAUCACCGAGUGGCUUCAAUGACCGCGACACGAGUGGAGUGAGUCCUGGUGAUUUGCUAUCGACCAUACAGCUCUCCCGGUUCGGACCACGCUAUGACCAUAAUGGACCACAGCUGACAAGUCCUUUGACUGAGCGUGAACGUCCUCUUUUCCGCCCCUCAAACAUGAUGGAUAGCCGGCCAUCCACCUUCCAACGCAAAGAUUCGUCCGUGGACGAAGACACACUCUUCCGUGAUUCCAUCCUAGAUUGUAUUAUGAAAGGCAUCGGGUUGACCGAGAGUACGAACGAAUCUUUGCGCAAGGGUAGCCAUGUGUCCGGCGACGCCUCCCCAAGGCUACUUUCCUACGAUUCACGGCGACAGAAGGCCGUCUUUUCCAAUGCAUUUGGGUUCAUCGACCCCUACGAGGGAUCGGGAGAUAAUGAAACCGAGUCUAUGUCGUCUAUGUCCGUGACUAGCGCUGGUGGCACGUCUCCGGUUGUCAACCUUCGUGAAGAUUUACGCUCUGAUAUCGAAGUGGUUUACUUCCCUCAGGGCUCGGUUCUUGUCGAGCAGGGCGAGCGCCACCCAGGUUUGUACUACGUGAUCGAUGGUUUCCUGGACGUAGGCAUUCCAAUUAACGAACGUGGUGAUGAUCUCGUCGGAACAUCUCGCCCGGCCGGCUCUGCACAGGAAGAGCUUUUCCCCAAGCUCAGGCGAACCAAUACUGGAUCUUCUCGCACUGCUUUGCCGAACAGUACCAGUGAUUCUCGCCGCAAGUCCCAGUCCCGCAAGUCUCUGUAUUUGAUAAAACCUGGUGCCAUUCAAGGCUAUGUUGGUGGUCUUGCAUCUUAUCGUUCUUAUACGGACGUCGUUGCGAAGACGGACGUCUACGUGGGAUUCCUUCCGCGUGCUUCUCUCGAACGUAUUGCUGAUCGCUACCCUAUCGCCCUGUUGACCCUCGGCAAGCGAUUGACUAGCCUGCUUCCGCGCCUGCUACUUCACAUUGACUUUGCUCUCGAAUGGGUGCAGGUCAGCGCGGGCCAGGUAAUUUACCACCAAGGAGACGAAAGCGAUGCGAUCUAUCUUGUAUUGAACGGUCGUUUGAGGUCUGUUCUAGAGGGUCAAAAUGGCAAGAUGACUGUCAUUGGCGAAUACGGCCAAGGCGAGAGUGUCGGCGAGCUUGAGGUUAUGACUGAGUCUACUCGCCCGGCUACUCUUCACGCCAUUCGUGAUACUGAAUUGGCCAAAUUCCCUCGCUCGUUGUUCAAUAGCCUUGCGCAAGAGCACCCAGGAAUCACCAUUCAAAUUUCAAAGCUCAUUGCUCAGCGUAUGCGCGAUUUGGUGGAGCGUCCUUCGUCCGAGAAGAGCAUUGAAUCAGGAACUGUCGGUGGUGUUCAGACUGCGACAUCUACCGUGAACCUCCGCACCGUUGCAAUUGUCCCGGUUACUGCAAGUGUUCCUGUAGUUGAAUUUGGACAUCGCCUGCUGCAUGCGUUGCACCAAGUCGGUGUAAACAGGGGCGUUACAUCCCUCAAUCAAGCCGCAAUUCUGAACCACCUGGGUCGUCAUGCGUUCAGCAAGAUGGGUAAGCUCAAGUUAUCUCAGUACUUGGCUGACCUCGAGGAGAAGUACGGUCUGGUACUGUACAUCGCUGAUACCAAUGUCAAUUCACCCUGGACGCAAACUUGCAUUGCGCAAGCUGAUUCCAUUCUGCUGGUUGGCCUCGCUGAGGGUUCUCCCCGGAUCGGUGAAUACGAACGUUUCCUUCUCGGCAUGAAGACCACAGCCCGCAAGGAAUUGGUUCUUUUGCAUUCUGAGCGCUACUGCCCGCCCGGUCUAACCCGCCGCUGGCUGAAGAAUCGAGUGUGGAUCAAUGGCGGCCACCACCACAUCCAAAUGGCUUUCCGCCUGACUACUGAGCCCUCUCACCCUCAGACAAAGAGAUUUGGCACAGUCUUGAAACAGCGUGUUCAAGUCCUGCAAGCCGAGAUCCAAAAGUAUACCUCGCGUCGCAUCCAACAAACACCUCUUUACUCCCCCACAAACCCCAUUCAAGGGCGACUUCCACCGCCUCGCUCAACGUCUGUGCGGAAAAUCCGCGUGAUUAAAGCCCUUGAAGAAGCCGGAAUCCCAAUCGAUAUCAUCGGUGGUACCUCCAUUGGCUCCUUCAUUGGUGCCUUGUACGCCCGCGAUGCGGAUGUCGUCCCCAUGUACGGCCGCGCGAAGAAGUUUUCCGGUCGUAUGGGCAGUAUGUGGCGUUUCGCACUGGACCUGACAUACCCGAACCGUCUCCUACACAACCGGUCACGAGUUCAACCGUGUCGCUCCCGAGCAGAGUACCACUCUUCCGGCUAUGUCUGGCGGUAUGUCCGUGCGUCCAUGUCGCUGGCUGGUCUCAUUCCCCCGAUCUGCGAUGAGGGAAGCAUGCUCUUGGACGGUGGAUACAUCGAUAAUCUUACCGUGGCUCACAUGAAGAGUCUCGGCGCGGACGUCAUCUUCGCCGUGGACGUUGGGUCUAUUGACGACAACACGCCCCAGGGCUACGGCGAUUCACUCUCCGGAUUUUGGUCUGUGAUUAACCGCUGGAACCCAUUCUCCACUCUCCCCAACCCGCCUACCCUCUCCGAGAUUCAGGCGAGAUUGGCAUACGUUUCUUCCAUUGACAAUCUCGAGCGCGCUAAGAACACCCCCGGAUGUCUCUAUAUGCGCCCGCCUAUCGAUCCCUAUGGCACACUGGAAUUUGGCAAGUUCGAUGAGAUCUACCAAGAGACGGAGGAGAAGCGGAAACUGCAGCGCACAAUGGCCCCAAGACGCGCCAGUAUAUAG
This is a messenger RNA of Penicillium maclennaniae, 4341 nucleotides long. It is a transcript of the gene nte1, whose product is annotated as lysophospholipase. Gene Ontology annotation, cellular component: endoplasmic reticulum. Gene Ontology annotation, biological process: lipid metabolic process. Bases 1 to 4341 code for a protein of 1446 amino acids. Gene Ontology annotation, molecular function: phosphatidylcholine lysophospholipase A1 activity. NCBI's taxonomy places the organism in Eukaryota, Fungi, Ascomycota, Eurotiomycetes, Eurotiales, Aspergillaceae. The transcript has 5 exons. The record is from RefSeq and is a predicted model, not a curated record.